This is a messenger RNA of Puntigrus tetrazona (Sumatra barb), 6010 nucleotides long. RefSeq names its product leucine-rich repeat and fibronectin type-III domain-containing protein 2. The record is from RefSeq and is a predicted model, not a curated record. Gene Ontology annotation, cellular component: postsynaptic density membrane; cell surface. Bases 1007 to 3349 code for a protein of 780 amino acids. Gene Ontology annotation, molecular function: protein binding. Lineage: Eukaryota; Metazoa; Chordata; Actinopteri; Cypriniformes; Cyprinidae. The transcript is spliced from 5 exons.
UACGGGCAAAGAUAAUCCGCAUACUCUCAAUUCAAGUUGAUCCGACACAAUCGGACAUCCUGCCUGUAAGCGCAGUCAACCCAGAUCGACCAUUCCCUGCAAAGUCUAAUUAUGUAGCUUCGGUGAACGUACAGAUAAUGCGUAAAUCCGGACGCCUUGGCAUGCGCCAUACGUCCGUCUGUGCAUUACUGUGAUCCCGAUAAGCUUCUCGGAGUUGUCCCUGCAACACACCAUGUCCGUUCUGACUCGUUUGUGCCAUCUACAGAUUUGCACGGCUCCGGAGAGCUUUUGAUCACCGUCUACACGCGUUCGAUACAUGUCUCAACCGACCUGCUCCUCUUCUUUUUAAAACUAGGCUCGUUCGCUUUCCUCGGGGUGUUUCUGGAUAUCGCUUUAGUUUGCAAACGGGAUUGCCUGCACGUUAAAGGAUUCGCUCUUAAACAAUGGAGAAACAGACAGCAACUGAAAUGCGGGAAUAAACGGGUGGCGUUCGGAGAGGAAUACACAAUUUAACGAGAGAUCUGGGAUAAUUGUCUGAUCCAGAAGCGCGUGUGGCCGUUUUCAGCUCAACUUGGUGGAAACUACACAAGGAUGGUGUGUUAGGACUCAGAUUUCAGCGCAGGUCGGUGUGCCAAAGAAUGCACAUCGCUCCGUUUCUCUUUUCUUUACGUGACACAAGAAAAGAAGAUGUAUUGAAACCGCAAAGGCUUUAAAGCGCCUCUGUUUAGAAUUAAGUGAAAUCAAGGCGACUGGAUACGUCUCCAAUGUUUAAGGUGAACGAGUGACCCAAUGAGGUGGAAUACUACUUUACCGGAGUGCUGGAAGAGAAGUCACCUUGCCCCAGUUCUCCGAGAGCACAGGGAGAGAGACAGACAUCUCUGAUUGUUUGUUGCCAGUAGGGAGACGGGAAGGUGCAAGCCUGCCGUGUGGAAGCAUUUGAAAUCAAGGCUGUGAGAAGGAACCAUAUGGCACAAAACACAAUAUAGGUCCCUGCUUGUGAUUUACCAUGGCCAAAGUGCUCUGCAGCCUUCUUCUCCUGGGAAGUGCAGUGAUGAUGACCACCGCCUGCCCUAAAUAUUGUGUUUGUCAGAACCUAUCAGAGUCUUUGGGCACACUGUGCCCAUCUAAAGGUCUGCUGUUUGUGCCCCCUGACAUUGACAGAAGAACUGUGGAGUUACGCCUGGGAGGAAACUACAUUAUCAAAAUUACCCAGCAGGACUUCACCAACAUGACGGGCCUUGUGGACCUCACACUGUCAAGAAACACCAUCAGCUUCAUCCAGCCCUUCUCCUUUGUGGAUCUUGAAACCCUGCGUUCGCUGCACCUGGACAGUAACCGGUUAACAGAGCUUGGACCAGAUGUCCUGCGAGGCUUAGUGAACUUACAACACCUCAUCCUAAACAAUAACCAACUGACUCGUAUCUCCAAAGAAGCUUUCGAUGAUCUGCUCCUCACCUUGGAGGACCUAGACCUCUCCUACAACAACCUGCGAGGCAUACCCUGGGAGGCCGUUCGCAAAAUGCUUAACCUACACCAGCUAAGUCUGGACCACAACCUCAUCAACCAUAUAGCUGAAGGCACUUUCACUGAUCUUGAAAAGCUGGCGAGGCUGGACCUUACGUCAAACCGUCUCCAGAAGCUUCCGCCAGAUCCCAUUUUUGCUCGGUCACAGAGCAGCAGCAUUCUUAGUACACCGUUUGCCCCGGUCUUGUCUCUAAGCUUUGGUGGAAAUCCUCUUCACUGUAACUGUGAGAUUCUUUGGUUGCGCCGUUUAGAACGGGAAGACGAUAUGGAAACAUGCGCCUCCCCUCCUAGUCUGAAAGGUCGCUACUUCUGGUAUGUGCGGGAGGAGGAGUUUGUUUGUGAACCACCGUUAAUUACCCAACAUACCCAUAAGCUUUUGGUCCUGGAGGGACAGACGGCCAGUUUACGCUGCAAGGCGGUGGGUGACCCAAUGCCUCUCAUACACUGGGUUGCUCCGGAUGAUCGACUAAUUAGUAACUCAUCCAGGGCUACAGUGUAUGAAAAUGGCACUUUAGACAUUAUGGUCACCACCUCUAAGGAUUAUGGGACCUUCACAUGCAUUGCUGCAAAUGCAGCAGGAGAAUCAACAGCCUCAAUUGAGCUCUCCAUAAUCCAACUUCCCCACCUAAGUAAUGGUACUAACCGUACAUCUCAGCCAAAGUCCAGGCUAUCUGACAUCACCAGCUCCACUAAAACCAGUAAAGGGGAGACCAAAGUCCAACCAGAACAGGUAGUUUCAGUGUCAGAGGUCACCGCAGUAUCUGCUCUCAUCAAGUGGACAGUAAGCAAAGUGGCACCCAAAGUCAAAAUGUACCAGCUCCAAUACAACUGUUCAGAGGAUGAUGUCCUGAUUUAUAGGAUGAUUCCAGCGAUCAGCAAAUCCUUCUUAGUCAACAACCUGAUGCCAGGGAUGCAGUAUGACCUAUGCGUGUUGGCCAUCUGGGAAGACACCGCCACCACACUCACUGCAACGAACAUAGUGGGUUGUGUACAGUUCGAGACACGUGACGAGUACCCCCGCUGCCAAUCGCUGCACAGUCAGUUUUUAGGAGGAACUAUGAUCUUGGUGAUCGGUGGAGUGAUCGUAGCCACUUUGUUGGUCUUUAUCGUCAUCCUUAUGGUACGCUAUAAAGUUAACAGUGGCUUGCAGGUUGCAAAGUUGGUGACGGUGAGUAAUACCUACUCCCAGACCAAUGGGAGACCACAGGCUACACAGCGUUUAAACAACGGUGCUCCUACACCGCAGACUCCAAAGACUGUAGUGGUGAUGCGAGACGAAGUGGUGGAGUUUAAGUGUGGCUCCUUGCAGAGCAGCAUCUCUUCCUCAUCAUCCUCCUCAGCUGACUCCCUUGGAAGUGAGAAAGUUGAGGCUUACAACCGACAUGUGGAUUCUAAUACCUUGCCCAAUAGGUGGAAGCAGUCAUCAACUAAGGCACGACCAAACCUGGAUAACCUGCUUGGGGCAUUUGCUUCUCUGGACCUGAGGGUUCCCGCAAGAGAUCCGGGAGGACCGUCUUCUUCGGGGACCAUGGCGAUGGGCAUGAGACCGCCCACUGACAAGGAGCCUCUACUUGGCCGGGGAGAUUCCAAGCUUGGGAAGCUUGUAAUUCUGCCAUCGGAAAACAAGCCCAAGCGCAGCCACUCGUUUGACAUGGGUGAUUUUGGUGCUUCGCAGUGCCUUAGUUACCCACGGCGCAUCAGUAACAUUUGGACUAAGAGGAGUCUCUCGGUCAACGGCAUGCUCCUUCAGUGCGACGAGAGUGAGGGGGAAGGGGAUAAGGCAACGUUUGAUAGCUCUGAGUGGGUCAUGGAGAGUACAGUCUGACAGGGAUAUCGGAUUAGCUCUGCCAAAAAAGAACACCAACAACAAAAACAAAAAAACUCAUUCUCCAAACUGGUGAAAAGGAUAUAAACUUGCUGCAUCAUAUGACGUCAAGAAGGACUAAAAUGGCUGUAAUGAAAAGACACCUCAGCUGUGGCCAUGACUGUGUAAUGCAUGAUUUUCCAUGUCAAUAUUGUCCUUCUGUUCAUUUGAUCACAAAGAAGUUCAAAGGUUUGUGUCCAAGCUAGGCAAGCAGCCGAGGCCAGGGCUGGUCCUGUUUAUUGAGAGCUGGAUGAAGGAUAUCUCCAGUUGCCUUCAAACAUUAAAGCAGAUAUGAAUAAAUACCCAAGAACAAGGGAUAUGGGGGUAUCUCAGAAAAGCAGGGGGAAUAAAAGAGAAUUUAUCCGACUGUGCAUUGCAGUUUGCCAAGAGGAUUUUCUUCAGCUAAGUGGAUGUGCAUCACAAUGGACCAAAUGUUCCCAUGAGACAGGACUACAUAAUUUAGCAGGUGAAAUGAAAAAAAAAGAAAUGCAAAUGUAAUGAAUUUUUGUAGGUUCUUUUUCUUUUGUUGUCAUUUUUACUUUUUUAAGUUUAUUCUGGUGUUGACCCUCCUCCCUCAUUUUUCCUGAACAGCUGAAGAAUACAGUACAGUCUGUCACAUUUUACACCGAGGAGAAAUACAAAUUUAAAAUUCAGGAAGAGUUCUUUGUUAUAAUUAAACCUGCAAACUUAAUCUGCUAAUUGUCUGCGAUGUUUCUUGACAUUAUGUGCCUCUUUUUCAGUUUAUCAGUGCAUCUGUCAUAUUUGUUGUUAGUUUCAGAGUUUGAAGGCUAACUGCCAUCUCAUCAGAUCGCUGCAAAUUUCCCUUUGUAGCCUACUGAUACAACACAGUAGUCAAUCUGUCUGAGGUACAUAUUAUUUAUGCAAACAAAUAUUUACUACAUAUUACACACCCAACCAGGAAGAGGCUUGAAAUCCCUCUGAUCUACCCUCACAAAAAAAUAAAUAAAAAUAGGAUACACCAACAUGGUAUGGAUAUGGUACCACUGUAACAAAGUACCAUGCUAUGUGACUAUGUGAAUAACUGAUUAGAUUACAUUUUGCAAGCAUAUUCCAAGGGUAUGAUUAUGCCUUUGGAGCAUAGUUUCAAAAUAAUAUUUGAUUACAGUUUUAUGAUUUUUAAUUAUGGUAAUUGCCCCCUCAAUGGUCAUUUUCUAACACUGUACCUAUCAGUCUAUUCCCUCUGUAUGAUUAGUUAGUGUUGGUCAUAUAGAUUUGUACUUUACACAACAGGCCCCUCAAGACUUAAGCCUGAAAUGUAGGUCAGAGUGUUACGGUAGACCGUAUGUCGUGAAAGACAUUUAGGUCAGGAUCUGGAUCACAGUUUUGUGUAGAAACCUUUAUUAGUGCCAAAUGGUUGUGGCAAGCUUGAUUUCACACAGAGGUGAAUCAUGAACUGGGGAAAAACUGAGCUCCUCUAUCAUCAUUGUGCCCUUGAGCGAUGGCACUUAACCUCAGGUUGCUCCAAGGGGACUCUCUUGCUAUUAGUGCAGUGCAAGUUGAUUCGGAUGAAAAGUGUUGGUUAUGUGAUUAUUAAAUGACAAAAGAAAAUGUUAAAGUCCUGGAUAAAUCAUGUACAGUCAUUAUCUCCGAUUUUACCAUUUCAAAAUGUGGUGAUACUUCCUAUGAACACAUCUAUAGUGCAUUUUUUUGUAAAUUUUAGUGGAAUUUAGUCAUAAACAUAAUUGCAGGUGUAAGGCUUUAUAACAAAAUAGUGUUACUGUUUUGAGCAGGGGGCUCCAGAGGCAGGUGGGCAAGAGGCUGGGUAAAGAUGCAGCAUUCAGUCAGAAUUGAAUUUUGUAAGGUCAGGUUUCUAUGACCUUUCCUUUAUUUUGUUCCUAAAUAUGACACAUUAUUUUGUUUUACUGAUUAUCUAGACUUAUUAUGUGUAUGAAUCUCCAGCCAAUUCUGUGUUAAAUUGCAUUUCAGACAUCAAAAUGGCUAUUACAUUUUUAUUACAUUUUAUAGUACACUGUAGUGUGUACUAUAGAUCUGGUGUUCCUAGGAAGUUUUACCCAAAGGAUCAUAACAUACAAUGUCUAUUUUUCUUAUUUUGAAAAAAUCUUUAUUUUUCUAUUUUCUGAAAAGCUAACAGUUGCAUUGCCUUUUUGUUUGUCUGAUACUAUGUCACUGUAUAUGGUUUUAAAUAUGUUUUACUGUUACAGUUAUAUACAGAAAGACAUGGAUAAACACAAAUACAGUUUAUUUUUCUUUAUUUCUUUUUUUUUUCUAUUAUUAUUAGUAUUAGUAGUAUUAUUUUUUUUUAACUAAUCAUUUAAGCCACAUUUUAGAUUUGCAACAUCCAUUGUUCAUAAUUUGUUACGGCUCUUGGUAUAUGAUUCUUUCUAUGACUUUUUUGUAUAAAAAUUAUAUAAGAAUGUAUGAUGGUAUUCUGUACAGUGAUCCUCUUAUUUUCCUGGUCAGAAAAAAAGAGAAGGUGCUUUAACGUAUUGUUCUGACAUACGCGUAAAUGUGAAGCAGCAUAGUCGCGUUUUUCACUUGGAGUUGUAGAAAAGAAAAGAGACUAAAUCAUUCAAAAUCAUUUCUGUGUUCAAAAGUUUUUGCUACAACAAGAUAAACACACAGAAUUCAUAAUAUUUAAAA